GUUUCGUUGGUGCGGCUCGAGCGGCUGCGGCUCGCGACUACGAUUGGCUGCAGUCGCAGCCGCAAUGUAGAGUGUUUUAUUUUAGUGCGUCUCUAAAUGAAAGCGAUUGCGAUUUAGAUUGGUUUAAAAGAUCUUGCUGUAUGAUGUGGAAGGUCUAAGUCGUAGAAAAUGAAUAAUAGUGAUCUGUUAAGUGUGAUUCUCUUAGAAGAAGAGGAAGAAGAUGAAUGGCUACAACUGAAGUUAUUAGAAAAACAAAGAUGUGAAAAACACGAUAUAUUCCAAAAACGUACAGAAGAAGGAUUUUUUAGUCUACUCAUAAACGGACAUUUAAAAGAGGACGAAAAAAAAUUUAGAGAAUUUUUCCGGUUAAAUCCCGAGCAAUUUGAUUUUGUUGUCACUCAUACAAGAGGAUAUAGAAAAGCCUGGAACGAAUUGUGUAAAGUUUCCAAUAACAGCAGAGGAAAAGCUGGCGCUAACUUUAAGUUCGUAUUCCGACAGUAUUAUCCGACUCAGUCGCAGCCAGAUGAAAAGAUCCAUUCUGUAGUCCAUUUAGUUGAUAUUGAUUUGUACCCAAAGAAUGUGAAUUUGAUCUAUCGGCAGGUAUAUGGCAACUGGGGAGUCUUUCAGAUCUCUUAGAUUUGCUUUUAGAAUCUCCCACAGUUACAUAAGUGUAAUCAUCCGAGAAACUUUAUCAGCAAUAUGUAAACAAUUGGUGCCCAUUUUUAUUCCAACGCCAACAAAGGAAGCAUUGACCAAAAAAGCUGAAGAAUUUUGAGAACGAUGGGAUUUUCCGAACUGUAUUGGAGCCUUGGAUGGCAAGCAUGCUAGAAUAUUUGCUCCAGCAAAAUCUGGAUCUUUAUACUUUAAUUAUAAAGAAUACUUUUCCAUUGUUAUGCUUGCUUUAGUUGAUGCAAAUUGUAAGUUUAUUGCUUUAGAUGUAGGGUCGUACGGAAAAGAAGGUGACAGCUCAAUAUUUAAUAAAUCGGCUUUUGGAAAAAAAGUAAUGCACUUUCAGAAUUUUUUUUCCGGCAGAUCAAAAAUUGCCUAAAUCAAAUAAAGUAUUGCCGCAUGUAAUUAUCGGAGAUGAGGCGUUUCGUUUGGAUAAACACUUAAUGAAACCGUUCACUAAAUUGGCAGCCACUGCUGAUAAAUCAAAAGCCAUUUUUAAUUACCGUUUGAGUAGGGCAAGAAGAGUGAGUGAAAAUGCUUUUGGUUUGCUAUCUCAGGUGUUCAGAGUGUUUUAUACUCCUAUAGCUGUAAAACCAGAGGUAUGUGAUGACUUGAUAUUAGCCGCCUGUUGUUUACAUAAUUUAUUGCGAGAAGCAUAUUUGGAAAGAAAAGGGGUUCCCUACUAUGAAUAUGAUUCAAAAGAAGAAAACUCGAAUGUUUUUCGGAAUCUUACAGGAGCGGGGGGAUAUCAAAACGUUGAAGGGUUCCAUGUGAGAGAUGAGUUUAUGAGGUUUUUCUCACAGGAAGGGAUUGUCGAAUGGCAAAAUCAGUAGAUUUCGAAAGUAUAAGACAAUCUGUACAUGUCAGCAAUCCAUUAUUAUGAUAUUACAACCUUAUACUGAUUUCAAUGUAUAUUGUUAUUAUAAACAGGGAUCACAAGAAAAACCUAAUAAAAAAUGUUUACAUGAAAAUUUGUUUUUUUAUAAAAAUUCCUAGAAUAAAAUGAGUUUCAAAAUAGAACAAAUAAAUACGCGGUACAUGGUGUUCCCAACUAGAGUGUAUUCAAUUUCAAUCAAAGUAGGAUGUAAACAAGCGAUAUCGGAUGAUUGCAGCAUGCCGUGACGGCAUGGCCAUGUAUUAUUGGUUGGCAAGCAAUAAAUGCCCUCUAUGCAGGAGGAUCGAAAUUUUUCAGGCCAAAAUCCAAGCAACCAUUUGUCUUUCCUCUCCCAUAUUCAAUACGAGUGAUAAAGGUAACUCAACCCCUUGGACAGCGCCAGUCUUUAAUCGAUCACCAGUCGCCGGUAUUGCAGUUCCCGUGACUCGAACGUACAUUAUUUUGUUUACAUCGAACUUUUAUUGAAUUUGAAUAGACUAUAUAUAAAUUAUUUGAUGGCUAUGAAACUGAGCCAAAAAAGGAAAAACAAAC
Acanthoscelides obtectus is the source of this 2095-nucleotide messenger RNA. Lineage: Eukaryota; Metazoa; Arthropoda; Insecta; Coleoptera; Chrysomelidae. The record is from the annotation of a GenBank genome assembly.